This is a messenger RNA of Nothobranchius furzeri (turquoise killifish), 987 nucleotides long. RefSeq names its product C-type mannose receptor 2-like. NCBI's taxonomy places the organism in Eukaryota, Metazoa, Chordata, Actinopteri, Cyprinodontiformes, Nothobranchiidae. The record is from RefSeq and is a predicted model, not a curated record.
AUGGAGAGGAUCGUCUUCAGAGUGAUCAUCGUUGCAGGUGCCUGCUGUUUGUCUGCUAAACACGUCUUUAUCCAAAACGGCCUUUCUUGGGCUGAAGCUCGAGCACACUGCCAAAACGUUCACGUUGACCUUUCAUGUCUCACCAGUGAAUCGGAAGAAAAGCUGUUCAGAUUGUCUGUGGAUGAGAGCAAGAGAGGAUGGAUCGGUGCAUACUGGGACGCAAACUUCCAAAUGUGGAAAUGGUCAGAUGGAGAAAAUGUCACCUAUGACAACAAUCUGGAUUUAUCAUACAGCGGUGGUACUUCACCACCACACCUGAGAGAUAAUGUCCGUUGGAAAAACGAUGGAUGGGAAUGGGACGACGGUGGUCAUAAAAAUGAUUUCUUCUGUUUUACGCUGACUCUGGUGCAGGAGGAGAAGACCUGGGAGGAGGCUCUGGAGCACUGCAGUGAAAAACACUCUAACUUCACCAGCCUGCUCUCUGAGACCGAGAAUAUUCUGGCAACAAAGGAGAUCAGUCAGACGAGUGUCACUGAGCGGGUGUGGAUCGGUCUGCGUUACCUUGAAGACAGCUGGCUGUGGGUGAACGGUGACCCUCUGAUGUACCAGGCCUGGUCUCAAGGAGGAGAUCAACUGUGUCCAAUGAUGAGACGCUGUGGAGCUUUAACCAAAGAUGGAGCAUGGGAGAGCCGGGACUGUCUGGAGAAACUCCACUUCAUCUGUGCCUGAAUGAGACCGGUGAUCAGAGAGGAAAAGAAAUCGGUUGAAACAAACAGACAUUUUUACUCUUAUGACUUUCAAAGUUAGUAAUAUUACCUGUUAUGUAACAUACAAAUAAUACUUUGAGUUGCAGUCAUAAGUUGUGAAGCACCAAAGAUAAAUGUUGUCCAUAUAAUUAGUCCAAUCUAAAAAUGGGAAAUGUGACAAAUCAAAUUUACAAUAUUUUCUUAUUCUUAUCGGUUUUUUAGUUGUUAAUUGUUAAGCAGA